Messenger RNA from Fopius arisanus, 5136 nucleotides. RefSeq lists its product as uncharacterized. The transcript is spliced from 15 exons. Gene Ontology annotation, cellular component: plasma membrane. NCBI's taxonomy places the organism in Eukaryota, Metazoa, Arthropoda, Insecta, Hymenoptera, Braconidae. The record is from RefSeq and is a predicted model, not a curated record. Bases 475 to 3606 code for a protein of 1043 amino acids. Gene Ontology annotation, molecular function: protein binding.
GUGCUUUUUCUAACUAGGUCAAGCCCACUUUCUGCACGGCUCGCUAUUUGUAGUGGCAUCACAGCCGGCCGUGCAGGAACGACCUAUUGCACCUCACCGUCAGUAAUUUUUUUUUUUAACCCGUUUUUACGUUUUGCGAUAAAAAAAAGUUACUCAGUGAACCCGCGAACCCGCGAACCCGCGAACCCGCCAAGUCGCGAAGUCAGACGAUGCAAUUUUUUUUUACGUGGUUCAAUUGGUUGUCGUUUUCCACCGGCUUGAGUGACACCACUGGAUGAAUGGAUUUAUCACGGAGAAUGAAAGUGCUGAAAGCCAGCAUUACGUCGGUUGAUGAUUCAUCACUCAAAAUUAUCCUCCCCACGGAUAAUUGAAGGUGCGUUUGUUAUCCUCGAGCAAUUACCCCAGCAAACGCUGACAACUCUGGUCCGAAAGAAAUCUCCAGAGAGUUGGGUCCUCUCCUCGAGGAGAUAAUAAAUGCACGGCAUGAAGGACAUGCGCUGGCCCUUCCGUCUUUCCGUGUUAACGGUAACUGCUGUACUUUGCUGUCGUCAAAGUGAAUUCCAGUGCGGAAACGGACGUUGUGUAUCCCUCAAUAAAGUCUGCAAUGCACUCGACGAUUGCGGUGAUGGCAGUGACGAGCAAAGAGCCUGCACACCUUGCAAUAGAACGUACUAUGGAGAUAUAGGGAAAACUUAUUACCUCGAGUUGCAUCGACCGAAGGAGGACAAGGUGCCUUACUUCUGCAAGCUGACGUUCAAUGCCCCUGGAAAAGAAUUCGGGGAUAUUGUACAGUUAACCUUCGACAGUUUCACCCUCGGGAAAUUUGUAUCCUUUACGGUGGAGGGAUGCCCCGAUGGGUCGUUGCAAAUAUCGGAAGCCCAGAGACCGGAUGUUGGUGGGGUAUGGUGUGGCACCUCAUGGGGUCCAGCUAUUUACUACAGUGAAACACCGAUUGUUACGAUAUCCCUGAAACUCCUGAGACUCAGUCAGGAUCAGACAGGCUUCAAUUUCGAUUUUCGUAUGGCAUACAAGAUGAUAAAAAGAUCGGAUGCUGUUGUCAGAUAUGGAAAUCCAUUCGUCGAAUUCGUGUCGUACCUCACAAAAUCGACCUCGAGACCAACCACUGCUUUGAGUCACCCCAUCGAGUACUCGAAUACGACAAUCACCUCGUCGGUGAGAAUAACAGAAAAAUUUAAACCAACUGUGGCUACCCCUGAGCAACAAUACCUGGGGGACCUGAUAUCAGGGACAUAUUGCUCGAGAAUAUUCAGCGAUUGCGAUAAAAGAAAAUGUAGGCUACAGUCGCCCAAUUUUCCUGGUCUCUAUCCACGCAAUCUCACGUGCUACUAUGCAGUACGACAGCACGAAGUACCACCAGGCAAACACGCACUCAUAACUGUACGUCAGCCAAGGGGUCAGCUGAUUGCUGUGCGUGCUAGACCAGCUAAUCAGGCUGAACCACCACCAAGAGAGCUCAAAUUGUGGCAGGAUUGUGACGUCGUUCAGGACUACGUAACAGUGUACGAUGGCUACACCACUCGAGACCCAGUGAUCCUCAAGUUUUGUGGUGGUGGUGAACCGGUGCCAGAGGCAACGAGCAGCGAAGCAGAAAUUCUCGUUGAAUUUACCACAUCACCCUACGGAACUUUUCUCCAUCCAACACCACCCCACUCCCUCCACGGUUUUCAACUGGAAGUCCAGGUGAAAUUCGUAGACGCCGAGUCACCGGAGUACGCGAAAAAUAAACGCUGCGAAUUUUGGUUGAAGGGAAAUGGUGGUGGUGUACUGGCAUCACCUCGGCACACACUCCCACGAAAUACAACUUGUCUGUAUCAUCUCCGAGGUGCUGGGCCAGUAAUGCCCAGUCCAACACCACCGAGACCAUUACCCAAAUUCCCGGAGACUAGACCUGGUACUGUCUGGAGAAAACCAGCGCCAAAACCUGCACAACCGCAAUUUCGCAUCUGGAUGUCCAUCCUCAAAUUUCACGUUGGUAAUACUCCCAGCACUAAUGAUGAAGAUUGCAGUACCACAAUGCUCGUGUGGGACGGAGAUAUCUUUCCGUUAUCCGAAUGCAACGACAUAUCUUGCGGAAAAGAGAGGCAGAGAUAUAUGGACAGAACUGGGGAUUUAAUACCGCAGAGUGGAGGUAGACCAGCAGCAAAUACUACUCUGUUGGCCAGAUACUGCAAGGACAAACUGCCAAAAACGUGUGAUCACUUGAUUCUGCAGAAUACGAGUCGACCAUGUACAUUAGGGGAAAGUUUCAUUUCCUCCGGGAACAGCAUGACUAUUGAAAUACGCAUGACCGAGUCCACAGCCCUGAGGCCUGUGAAUUUUCGCGCACUCUACGAAUUCGUCGAUCUACAUCAGGAUGGUGAUCCUUAUGGGGUAGGACCCUGCUCACGAGUUUUUUAUAGUCGAAAUCGGGAUCAAUAUGUCGACAGGAGAUUUCAAGCUCCCAGGGACAUCUUCUUGUACGGCAGGGGCGGCGCGAAGAAUUUAAGCUGUGUGUAUCGUUUCGAAGGGGAACAGGAUGAAGUUGUUAAAUUGAGAUUCAACAAAUUGCUGAAUGGAAAUCAUACGUGCAAAAGUGUCUCCAGCGUUGAUUACAAUAGAUUUUUGUGUUUAGGGCAGAAUAAUUUCUCUCUGAAGAUAAUGGAUUUACCAUGGCCCAAUGGCUCCCCAAUUCAACGAGACUGCCUGUGUUCAAACCGAUCAUUGCCAAUCACAGUCAAGUCAUUAUCGAAUAUCGUCGAGGUACAUUUUGUCGUUCACUCCAUGAGUUCCCUCGACGACUACAAUAAUCUGUUCUUCGAGGGUGUCUGGGACUUUGUUAAAGCUGUACCUUGUCUCCAGAAGCGACGGGUCAGGGGGCCGUCAGGUGAAAUAAAGUAUGAGUCACCCAUCGCCGAGGAAGAAGAGAGCUACUGUCGAAAUCAUCCGUGGCUGAUCGAUCCAGGCCCCAAUCAGUACCUCUACGUGCAGACCCAUGGAAGAGUCAUGAAGAAUGGCACUAAAUGUCUCACCAAGAACCGAGUGAUUCUCCAUACCGGAGGUACCCUAAACGUGGCAGUUUGCCCUAGACCUGAAAGUGACUCGAGACAUCAGGUCGUUGGGGUUUUCAGCAAAGGGUGGACCUCCCAGAAUUACGCAACGAUGCUGAUCGCUCCAAGCUUCGAUCCGAUGAGAAGCGUUGCUGUUGAAUUUAUUAUUAAUGAGCCUGACAUCCAUACUGUCACGUGGCUUGAGAUGACGAGGAGGCCAGCCAUGAAGACUCCCCCAGAAGGUCUGCAAAUGCCCCGAGACUGCGAACAACGUUGUCCAGAGCUUGAUGCCUGUAUCAACGCCUCCCUCUGGUGCGAUGGCACCUCUCACUGUCCCUCAGGAUACGACGAGGCCCUGACCCACUGCUCGAUGCUCCUACGACUGCCACCACUUCACCUAGCAGUCGGUGCUCUCCUGAUUCUAUCAGUAAUGGGCGCUAUAUUCUUCGUGUCGUGGCGUGUACUACGCAGAAAAACAAAUCGAUCCAUCUCCCAGCAUCGAUUGAAGAGCAUCUCCUCGGAGACGGCUAUAAUCGAUGGCAAGGAAGUGAUAUGCUGACAAAGCGACAGUUCUGUGCGAUACGUUGAGAUAGACCGUGUGACAACGGUGUGACGCACAUUUCCAGAAUUAAAAUGUUCUUUGAUAAACAACUGGGGAAAUUAUUGCAACGCCAUUCUGCCAUCACUGCCCACAAUUUUGUAAUAAUUUCGUGGCAUUUUUCAAUGUUGAGAGAAUAUUUUGGUAAAUGGAGAGUAACUGUCGUCUGAACGUAACGCCCAGAACUGUUUCGAUUUAUUGGACCUCUGUGAGUGCUCAGCUGUGUGCACGUGUGACUUUUAAUAGUGAAUUUUCAAUUUCCUGGGGAGAGCUGGGGUGAGUGGAAUAUUUUUAUUCUAGUGGUUUUUUUUUUUCAUUUAUUCUGUUUUCAAUGGUUUGGGGGGUCUUGUAGGCAAAUCAGUCGACGUAAUUAGUCGAGGGUUAGUUCACAAUUACGUUGUGCCUUUAUCGGGAGUCAAGCCCUCUCCAGGGAUUAUUAUGUUGGAAUAUUGAGCCCUCAUUUAUUUGAGUAGGCAAAUCAAUUUUAAAAUUGUGAAAGGGAUAUUUAAUGAAUUUUUUCCUCAGCGAGAUAAAUAUAAAAAGAAAUUCCGCAUUUCCUGCAGAAAAAUUGAGUUGCAAACAAUUAUUUAUAUAUAAUGGAUUGACAAUUGGCAUGGCGUAAUUGGUGAAUUGUCGAGAAUGAUUAUUCUUUCCCCGUCCGCAGUGUCUCUUGAUUUCCAUGAUUUCAUCAUUGAUUUCCAGUGGAAGAUGGAGAGUUACAGGUGGACAUAGAAUACGUAUUCCCCAAUUAUCUGAAUUUUUCACUCUUUCGUUUUACGAUGACAAUAAAAUUCCAUGGAAUCAGAGAUUUUAUGAUGCAUAAGCUGAUUAUCCAGAGGCUCUGCGGAUAAAGCCACCGGCAAAAGCAGAGUAAUGAUGUAAAAAUUGAGAAAUAGAAAUAAAUAUUGAAAUUCAAUAUUCACGCAGAUGUUGAUUUCGAUGAGUAAUGGGAAUAAUUUUUCUUAUGAUGAUAAAUAAAUGAGUAAACAAUACGAGAAGUAGUUUUGUGAUUGUGCAUUAGUGGGAACUAAUUAGAUAACGACCAAGGGAAGAAGAGGAGAUGAAAACUGGAAUUUUUUGAGGGGUUGGAUGCUGGGGUGGAGGCUGAGGAUUCGGUGGUUAGACGUUUACAGGGGAAUUUAGAAGAGAGUAAAUCAUUUAAUGUAGAAAAUUGAUUAGCCAGGAAUCAUGUGAUAUAAUGCUGUUCAUUCGGAGCUGCGCUUCGACAUUGAAAAAAUUGUUACGUCGAGAUAGAGCGAGGGAGUUUGCAAUUGUGACAAUUCAGUGCUAAUGAAAAUAAUUCCAACGGGUCGAGCGGAAUUUUUGAAUCGACACUCCUAUAUCUCGGCUCGUGUAAAACAUUGUUUAUAAAAUGUACAUAUGAGAGCAAUUUUAAUAUCUUCAAUAUUAAUAAUCAGCCAUUGCGAGCACGUGAUCGAUCGGUGCAAUUGUGAUAUAAUUAUUUUCAUUGAUAUUUUGAAAAUUAAAUUA